This is a messenger RNA of Gadus macrocephalus (Pacific cod), 809 nucleotides long. Its product is annotated as cholesterol 25-hydroxylase-like protein 1, member 1. Lineage: Eukaryota; Metazoa; Chordata; Actinopteri; Gadiformes; Gadidae. The record is from RefSeq and is a predicted model, not a curated record. The annotation marks the transcript as partial. Gene Ontology annotation, biological process: cholesterol metabolic process; sterol biosynthetic process. The transcript has a single exon. Gene Ontology annotation, molecular function: iron ion binding; C-4 methylsterol oxidase activity; steroid hydroxylase activity.
CCCUUGCAGCACCUUCAGUUUCUUCACUCUCAGGCUCCUUCAGAUCGGCUCCUGCAGCCUCUCUGGGAUCAUCUCCUCUCCAACCAUCUGCCUCUAAUCACCUCUCCCUUCUUCCCCGUGCACCUCGCCUUCUCAAGCUACUUUUUUAUCCCCGCGACCGUGGUGCCCCAAGAGGCACCGAGCGUGUACGCGGUGCUGGUGGAUGGGCUGGCUGUCCUGCUUCUGUUUGACACUCAGUACUUCAUCUGGCACGUGGUGCACCACAAGCACCUGCAGUUUUACCGGUGGGUGCACGCCGUCCACCACGAGUACAUAUCCCCCUUCUCCUGGUCCGCCGAGCAGCUCGGCAUCCCGGAGCUGAUGGCGGUGGGGUUCUGGGGAAACCUGGACCCCGUUCUCCUGGGAUGUCCCCCGCUGACGACGUGGUGCGUGACCGUGUUCAGCAUCUGGAUGUCGGUGGAGGACCACAUCGGGUACGACCUGCCGUGGACGCUGAACCGGGUGGUGCCCUUUGGGCUGCUGGGCGGAGCGCCAGCACAUGACAUGCACCAUCAGAAGCCAGGGUGUAACUUCGCCCCGUUCUUCAGGCACUGGGACAGGAUCUUUGGCACGGCGGCACCGGUUUACAUUAAUGCAAAGAAGUUGUGCAGCGGUGUGUCAGAAAAUACAUGUGUAGGAAAUAAACCUAUGUUCUGUCGUUUACUUUUUAUAUUGUAAUUUUCCUGCACUGCAAAGUAAAUGUUUAUUUUGUUUAAUUAUGUGUGCUGUAUCCCCAACAAUGUGUCCAAGAAGGUUUUGCUGACAUAGUG